CAAUAAACUAGAAGCUGUUGGUCGGGCCCGCGGAAAUGGGCGAACAUAAUCUUCUUAAUCCCGGGUUUGUGGGACCUUUGGUAAACAUCCACACCGGAGACACGUUUUACUUUCCGAAUUUUAGAGCAUCUGGGGGACAACUGGCGGGGCUACCGUCUCUUUCGUACCCGAGAAGGGACAAUGUUUGCUCCCUCCCGUGGAAUCCUUCGGAGCCGUGCAAUGGAUACUCUCAAUCCUACUUUAGCAGCCCGGUUUCUAUUAACCCCUCUUUCAAUCGCUCUUGUGAAAUUACCAGACCUGACGAAAGCAAGUGUUAUUACAGCAACAGCAACGGAAGCAGGGAGACCUGCUCAGGUGGCAGCAGUCUCAAACGAGAGGACAGGGCGAGAGACACUUCAUCCCUAACAUCUGACCACGGGAUGCAUGCGGGGAUUGGUACCGCGGCUCCAUUCUCUAAAUACGAAUAUGGGAACGAUCAGCUAACACAGGAUCCGCCAUCCUGUCAGUCACUAGAAUCCGACUCCAGCUCGUCUCUGCUCAACGAGAGCAGCAAGCCUUCAUCCAGCGACACACAGACCCUGGUGUCACCGGGAAGCCAUUCAGGCAACAUAGCCACAGGAGGAGGUGCUCCAUGGUACCCGAUGCACACUCGCACCAGGAAGAAACGCAAGCCCUACUCCAAGCUGCAACUGGCCGAGCUUGAAGGUGAAUUUAUGUUGAAUGAGUUCAUCACGAGACAACGGCGAAGGGAGCUGUCUGACCGCCUGAACCUCAGCGACCAACAAGUCAAGAUCUGGUUCCAGAACCGCAGGAUGAAGAAAAAGAGACUCAUGUUGAGAGAGCAAGCUUUGGCCUACUUUUAGAGAUGCGGCAGAAGGUGAAUCGAUAGGCAGUAAAAACACAAGCCUUCUCCCUUAGGUGAUAUUUCAAUGCAUGCACUCAUCUAUCCACCUUUUACAUUACAGACAUUUGUUACAACAUUUAAAGUUUUUCUUUAAUGUACAGAUUCAGAAUAUAAGCCUAUAUCUUGCAUUUAAAGGCAGUGGAAGUAUAAUCGCCAUAAUGUAAUGGCACAAACUGUGACACUGUGCAGAAUUCAGCUCCAAGUUCUUGGCCAGUUGAUACCACAGUGCGUGACCUUUACGCAGAGAAUGUAAACAAAACAAUUCCACUACAGUAGCCUAACUUUGUGUCUAUAUAGUAUAUGUUAAUCGACGAACUGUUAAAGUGCGUCAAAUAAUUAUUUAUAUAAACAUGUUGAGUUUAAUCUAAAUAGUUCCAGUAUACCUCAAAUGACAAAACAACCUAAUCUGUUCUCCUGCACCUACCUUUCAUUAGUGCUUUUAAACCUAUCAACACCAGUCAA
Periophthalmus magnuspinnatus is the source of this 1366-nucleotide messenger RNA. RefSeq names its product homeobox C12a (gene hoxc12a). Gene Ontology annotation, biological process: regulation of DNA-templated transcription. The transcript is spliced from 2 exons. NCBI's taxonomy places the organism in Eukaryota, Metazoa, Chordata, Actinopteri, Gobiiformes, Gobiidae. The record is from RefSeq and is a predicted model, not a curated record. Bases 36 to 863 code for a protein of 275 amino acids. Gene Ontology annotation, molecular function: DNA-binding transcription factor activity, RNA polymerase II-specific; sequence-specific double-stranded DNA binding.